Molecule: messenger RNA, 385 nt
Organism: Musca vetustissima
Lineage: Eukaryota; Metazoa; Arthropoda; Insecta; Diptera; Muscidae
Gene: RpI12
Product: DNA-directed RNA polymerase I subunit RPA12
Exons: 4
Coding region: 4-363 (119 amino acids)
Biological process (GO): termination of RNA polymerase I transcription; DNA-templated transcription
Cellular component (GO): RNA polymerase I complex
Molecular function (GO): zinc ion binding; DNA-directed RNA polymerase activity; nucleic acid binding
Source: RefSeq, a predicted model, not a curated record
ACAAUGGAAUUGUUUACAUCAACACCGGGAUUUUGUCCAUCAUGUGGCUCCAUUUUUCCACCAUUGGACAGUAGUAAAGAUGUGACAUGUUACAAUUGUAAACAGACAUAUAAACCAGACGUAUUUGGUGACCAGGUUGUUGAAUAUACUAUACACUUCAACAACUAUGAUCCUGAUAAAUUGGUAAAAACAAAAGAAGAGGAAAGUUCAUCAGCUGAGGGACCUGUUGUGGAGAGAAAAUGUUCCAAAUGCGGUCAUGAUAAAAUGUCGUAUGCCACACUACAGCUACGAUCUGCCGAUGAAGGACAGACGGUAUUUUUUACCUGUCUCAAAUGCAAAUUUAAGGAAUCGGAAAAUUCAUAAUGGAUUAUUACUGCUAUUAGAU